Molecule: messenger RNA, 1491 nt
Organism: Triticum dicoccoides
Lineage: Eukaryota; Viridiplantae; Streptophyta; Magnoliopsida; Poales; Poaceae
Product: transcription termination factor MTERF4, chloroplastic-like
Exons: 1
Coding region: 16-1491 (491 amino acids)
Biological process (GO): regulation of DNA-templated transcription; developmental process
Molecular function (GO): double-stranded DNA binding
Source: RefSeq, a predicted model, not a curated record
GCCGCCGCCGCAGCCAUGCUCCCGCUCGCCCGCGCGGCCCUCCGCCGCCUCGGCCCCGCGGCCGCGGGGGAUGGCUCCCUCCCCGCCCGCCUCCUCCUGCUCGCGCCGCUCGCCUCCAAGCCGUCGUCGUCCACGCCGCCGGAGUACCAGAUGCCGUCGGUGACGUGGGGCGUGAUCCAGGGCCGCAGGGAGCGGCUCGUGUCCCGCGUGCUCGCCCUCGACUUCCUCCGCUCGGCCGGCGUCACCGACCCCGCGGGCGAGCUGGAGGCCGUGGAGCUCCCCUCCUCCCUCGACGUGCUCCAGGAGCGCCUCGACUUCCUCCUCCGCCUCGGCCUCUCCACCGACGACCUCUCCGCCUACCCGUUCCUCCUCGCCUGCUCCCUCCGCAAGAACGUCAUCCCCGUCCUCUCCUACCUCGAGAAGCUCGGGGUCACGCGCGCCCGCCUCGCCGCCUUCGUCCGCGCGUACCCGGCCUGCCUCCACGCCUCCGUCGCCGUCGACCUCGCCCCCAUCGUCAAGGCGCUCCGCGGCCUCGACGUCGACCGCCAGGACAUCCCCCGCGUCCUCGAGCGCUACCCCGACGUCCUCGGCCUCAAGCCCGACGGCACCAUCAGCACCUCCGUCGCCUACCUCGUCGGCAUCGUCGGCGUCGCGCCCCGUGACAUCGGUCCCAUGGUGACGCACUACCCUUUCUUCCUUAGCAUGCGUGUUGGCACCACGAUCAAGCCGUUCUGUGAUUACAUUACAUCUCUGGGUCUGCCGAUGCGGAUUCUCGCGAGGAUUAUUGAGAAGCGGCCAUACAUUCUUGGCUAUGAUCUUGAGGAGACAGUCAAACCAAAUGUUGAGGCAUUACUCAGCUUCGGCAUUCGGAAGGAGGUGCUGCCACUCAUGAUUGCGCAGUACCCAUCCAUUCUUGGGUUGCCCCUGAAAGUGAAGCUAGCCGCACAGCAGUACUUCUUCAACCUGAAGCUCAAAAUGGACCCUGAUGGAUUUGCCCGUGCCGUCGAGAAGCUGCCACAGCUCGUGAGCUUGCACCAGAAUGUGAUACUGAAGCCCGUGGAGUUCCUCCGCGGCCGGGGGAUCACCGAUGAUGAUAUUGGGCGCAUGUUGAUCCGGUGCCCCCAGAUUCUUUUGCUGCGGAACGAGCUCAUGAAGAACAGCUUUUACUUCUUCAAGAGCGAACUGAAGCGGCCAAUAAGUGAGCUUCUGGAGUACCCAGAGUAUUUUACAUACAGCUUGGAGUCGAGGAUCAAGCCUAGGUACAUGAGAGUGGCAAGUAAGGGGAUCAGAUGUAGCUUGGAUUGGUUUCUGAACUGCAGUGAUCAGAGGUUUGAGGAAAGGAUGCGAGGGGAUUUCAUUGAAGGGGAUGCACCAGGACCUUCAUUUACAAUGGGUGGGAAGCUUCAGAUGCCUGGCAACCAGAUAGUGUCAGAUGAUGAUAAUGAGGAUAGUGACGAUGAGGUCCUAUAUAGGCGGACGGUCAUGCUCUAG